AUGCUUCUCACACUCCGAGCUAAGAGCAAACUGGGUUUCGUAUAUGGAACCUGUAAGAAAAGUGAUUAUAGAAGCGAUUUAGAAGAGCAUUGGGAGAAAUGUAAUGCUUUCGUUUUGUCUUGGAUUUUCAAUUUUAUGUCAAAGGAGCUCAUGAGUGGGAUUGUGUAUGCUACAGAUGCAACAAUUGUUUGGGCUGAUUUGAAGGAGAGAUUCAACAAAGUUGAUGGAUCAAGACGUUAUCAAUUGUAUAGGAAAAUUUGUACAAUUUCUCAAGGUACUUCAUAUGUAUCUGCUUAUUUUACCAGAUUGCGUGUACUCUGGGAUGAGUUUGACGCACUUAUUCCUCCACCUUCUUGUGGUUGUGAUAAGUCGAAGGUGUAUGCUAGUCAUUUGCAGUAUAUGCGUCUGUUUGCUUUCUUAAUCGGAUUGAAUGAGUCCUAUAGCCAACAAAGGAGUCAAAUACUGAUGAUGAUACCUUUACCAUCCCUGAAUAAAGCCUACUCAAUGAUUAUUGAUGAUGAAAGUCAGAGAAUGACAACAAGUUCAUAUUCAGGAACUGAAUUGGGUGAAUCAUCGACUGCUCUCUAUGUAGGAAGUUCAAGCUCUAGGAGAUCUAACUAUAAUUCACAAAAUACUAAUCUAGGAAGUAGUGGUUAUGGUAGUUAUCAACAAGCUGGGAAUAAUGUCGAUUACAACAGUCAUGAUGCUUCUCAAAGGAACAAAAGGAACUAUAACUUGCAAUGUGAGAGUAGUUGGGUACCCUCUGGUCAUCCUAAGUUCAGGAAGAAGUCUGGUGGGACAAGGAUGGCACAUGCUGUUGAUUGUGAUGAUCCUUUUAGUGCAGUUGUGCAAGGCCAAUGUAUGCAGAACAUGCAACAUCUCAUGGAGCAGCCUGCAUCUACAAAGGAGCAGUAUAGUUAG
This is a messenger RNA of Solanum verrucosum, 921 nucleotides long. RefSeq lists its product as uncharacterized. The transcript is spliced from 2 exons. The record is from RefSeq and is a predicted model, not a curated record. The coding region runs from base 1 to 921 and encodes 306 amino acids. Lineage: Eukaryota; Viridiplantae; Streptophyta; Magnoliopsida; Solanales; Solanaceae.